Molecule: messenger RNA, 276 nt
Organism: Lymnaea stagnalis (great pond snail)
Lineage: Eukaryota; Metazoa; Mollusca; Gastropoda; Lymnaeidae
Source: the annotation of a GenBank genome assembly
AUGGUGAGAAAAGCGGCUGAAGUUAAGUUAUCUCAAAUUCCUCUUUCAAAUAACUCCAUCAAAGACAGAAUAGAGGACAUGGGCAAAGAAAUAUUGGCUCAAGGAGUUUCAGAUCUGAUUUCAAGCCCGGCAAAAUUCAGCCUUCAACUCGAUGAGACCAUAGACGUUUCCAAUCUAAGCCAGCUUGCUGUAUUCGUGCGCUAUGUAAAAGACGACGUGAUAGAGGGAGAUUUCUUAUUUUGUAAGUUUUUUACAACAACUAAGGCAGCCGAUGUG